Symsagittifera roscoffensis is the source of this 890-nucleotide messenger RNA. RefSeq lists its product as uncharacterized. The transcript is spliced from 5 exons. The record is from RefSeq and is a predicted model, not a curated record. Lineage: Eukaryota; Metazoa; Xenacoelomorpha; Acoela; Convolutidae. Bases 84 to 779 code for a protein of 231 amino acids.
AGAAUACCUAACCUUCACCCUCACUCUGAAACAAUUUUGCUCAAAUUGAAACAACUUAUUAAAACUUUAUAACUAUUUUCAAUAUGUGUUGUACUGUAUUAUCUUUUGUGGGUUAUUUUGGUCUUCUGUUCCUGUCGGCAGCGUGGGCUGAGAGCAGAAGGGAGUCCCUGGAUUUUCUGCUUCCAGACCUCAGAGAUCAUUUGGGUAACAGAUGCAGCCAGCAGAGUGACUAUUUCUGCCUGUUGAGGUAUUGGAUAUCCAGUGAAGUGAAGUCCAGAACUCCCCAGGAGACUGAUGAGUCAGAGUUCAACAGCCUCAUUAACACCACCUUCAACAGCUACAAUUUUUUCUCCUUCCACUUAACAGAUGAGGAAAAAGGUUGCUGCAAUCAGCAAAUCAAAAUCUAUUUGCAAAAUGGACAGCGAAAUGGACUUUCUCCCCAAGAAUACUACGACAAAUUGACUGACUUCCAAACUCCAAACAUGAGCGCUGUUUACGUCAAGGCUCGAUUUGAUCGCGACAUCUGUGCCAAUAUCAUUAACCAAAUCGGAUUCGGCCGAGGGACUUUCAAGCUGAUUGGAGAUCACCGAGUUGGUAAAGAUUUCUUCAUUCACUCUCCGGGAAAUGGAGGCAUCUACUGGGUACCUAGGCAAGGACUGAAUCGUCUGACGUUUGAAUGGUUCAAACAAAAGGUCAUUUGCGAAGGUCAGCCAUGGCUUUGUGAAGUUGGAACCAGUGACAUUAGCCAAGAGCUCAGACUUCAAGGGUCCGAAACUUAACAUUAAAAAAGAGUCGAAGAAGCAAAAAUGGCUUGAAAAUACUCAAUUUCACUAUGAUUUUGCAUAGCAGUAAAAUAGAGAUUUCACAAUAGAGCUCAACAGUUGCUUUAC